Molecule: messenger RNA, 1452 nt
Organism: Penicillium macrosclerotiorum
Lineage: Eukaryota; Fungi; Ascomycota; Eurotiomycetes; Eurotiales; Aspergillaceae
Exons: 4
Coding region: 1-1452 (483 amino acids)
Biological process (GO): carbohydrate metabolic process
Molecular function (GO): beta-glucosidase activity
Source: RefSeq, a predicted model, not a curated record
AUGGGCUCCAUUACCCAAUCAACUCUGCCGUCCGACUUCAUCUGGGGCUUCGCAACCGCCGCCUACCAGAUCGAGGGUGCAGUCAAUGAAGAUGGUCGAGGUCCGUCCAUUUGGGACUCUUUCUGCAAAAUUCCUGGCAAGAUUGCAGGUGGUGGCUCGGGCGAAGUCGCAUGCGACUCAUAUCACCGAACACAUGAGGACAUUGCUUUGUUAAAGCAAUGUGGCGCAAAGGCAUACCGGUUCUCACUGUCAUGGUCCCGCAUCAUCCCUCUCGGUGGCCGCAAUGAUCCAAUCAACGAAAAGGGCCUGGCGUUCUAUAAUACUUUCAUUGACGACUUGCAUGCCGCAGGUAUCAUACCUAUGGUCACACUGUUUCAUUGGGAUCUUCCAGACGAGUUGAACAAGCGUUAUGGUGGAUUCUUGAACAAGGAGGAGUUUGUUGCGGACUUUGCACACUACGCUCGACUGGUCUUCAGGUCAUUCGGCUCCAAGGUCAAGCACUGGAUCACCUUCAACGAGCCGUGGUGCAGCAGUGUACUUGGAUACAAUACUGGCUCAUUUGCCCCGGGCCACACAAGUGACCGUACCAAGAGCGCCGUGGGUGACGGGUCAACCGAGCCCUGGAUUGUCGGCCACAGCCUCCUUGUCGCUCAUGGUGCAGCUGUAAAGAUCUACCGCGAUGAGUUCAAAGCGCAAAAUGGGGGCGAGAUUGGUAUCACCCUGAAUGGCGACUGGGCUGACCCAUGGGAUCCUGAAAAUCCCGCCGACGUCGAAGCAUGUGACCGCAAGAUCGAGUUUGCCAUUUCAUGGUUCGCCGAUCCCAUCUACCAUGGCAAAUACCCCGACAGCAUGAUCAAGCAAUUGGGAGAUCGGUUGCCAGCCUGGACCCCUGAAGACAUUGCCUUGGUUCAUGGAAGCAAUGACUUUUACGGAAUGAAUCACUACUGUGCAAAUUAUAUCCGCGCUAAGACAGGCGAGCCCGAACUCACCGACAUUGCGGGCAACCUGGAACUGCUACUCGAGGACAAAAAUGGGAAUAGCAUCGGUCCAAUUACUCAAUCACCUUGGCUGCGCCCUUGUGCAUUAGGAUUUCGUAAGCUCCUUAAAUGGCUGAGCGAGCGUUACGGGUAUCCGAAAAUCUAUGUGACCGAGAAUGGCACCAGCAUUCUCGGUGAGAACGACAUGCCUCUGGAACAGCUUCUUGAGGACGAGUUCCGGGUACAGUAUUUCCGGGAUUAUAUUGGCGCCAUGGCUGAUGCGUAUACCCUGGAUGGAGUGAACGUCCGGGCAUACAUGGCCUGGAGUCUUAUGGACAAUUUUGAGUGGGCUGAGGGCUAUGAGACCCGUUUUGGUGUUACUUUUGUCGACUAUGAGAACGACCAGAAGAGGAUUCCAAAGAAGAGCGCCAAGAGCAUCAGUGAAAUCUUUGAUCGGUAUAUCGAGAAAGCCUAA